AUCAUUCUCUCUCUCUUAAUUUGAGACAAAACACACUCUCUCUCUCUCUCUUUCUCUUACAUAGAAAACAUCAAACAAAUUGAAACCACAUCCUCGUUCAUCCUCCCUCCACCACCACUCCCAAUUACCCAACCAAAACAUCUUAACCUCGUAAUCUUACACCUUAAUCAAAACAAAAACACCUCCAUUUUUGUUUUUCAUCAUUCUGAGAUUCGAUUCGGUUCACCCUUUUUCAUACAUGGCUGACGUGCUUUCUCAAAAACUCAAAUCCACCCCAAGCAGCAACAAGAAGGAUCCCUCUAAUCUGUUAUUGGGUCGAUUCGAAAUCGGGAAGCUCCUUGGCCAUGGAACAUUCGCCAAGGUUUAUUACGCUAAGAAUCUCAAAACCGGUGAAGGCGUAGCUAUAAAGGUGAUCGACAAGGAGAAAAUUCUGAAAGGUGGUUUGGUCGCACACAUAAAACGUGAGAUCUCGAUUCUUCGCCGCGUUCGUCAUCCUAACAUCGUCCAGCUGUUUGAGGUAAUGGCUACGAAAACAAAGAUUUAUUUUGUGAUGGAGUAUGUUCGUGGAGGCGAGCUUUUUAAUAAGGUUGCGAAGGGUAGAUUGAAAGAAGAGGUUGCUAGAAAGUAUUUUCAGCAGUUGAUUUCCGCGGUUGGGUUUUGUCAUGCUAGAGGUGUUUAUCAUCGGGAUCUUAAGCCUGAGAAUCUGUUGCUUGAUGAGAAUGGUAAUUUGAAAGUGUCUGAUUUUGGUUUGAGUGCUGUUUCUGAUCAGAUUAGACAGGAUGGUUUGUUUCAUACUUUUUGUGGUACUCCUGCUUAUGUUGCACCUGAGGUUUUGGCUAGGAAGGGUUAUGAUGGUGCUAAGGUUGAUCUUUGGUCUUGUGGGGUUGUUUUGUUUGUUUUGAUGGCUGGUUAUUUGCCAUUUCAUGAUCAGAAUGUUAUGGCAAUGUAUAAGAAGAUUUACAAGGGGGAGUUUAGGUGUCCGAGGUGGUUUUCGCCGGAUUUAUCGAAACUCCUUGUUCGUCUUCUUGAUACGAAGCCUGAAACAAGGAUUGCUAUUCCUGAGAUUAUGGAGAAUAGGUGGUUCAAAAAGGGGUUCAAACAGAUUAAAUUUUAUGUUGAAGAUGAUAGGCUUUGUAGUAUUGAUGAUAAUUUUGCUGACAUUGAGGAUGAUACAGCUUCUAUAACAUCUGUUGCGUCUGUUGCAUCGAUUUCUGAUUACUCAAUAGAAUCUGAUUCUGAGAUUGAGACUAGAAGGAGAAAUGCUCCUUUGCCAAGACCUGCUAGUUUGAAUGCUUUUGACAUUAUUUCAUUCUCCGCCGGGUUUGAUCUUUCUGGUUUGUUUGAGGAAAUAGGAGAUGAAAACAGGAUUGUGACUGCUGCGCCGGUUUCAAAGAUCAUAUCGAAAUUGGAAGAGAUUGCUCAAUUGGUUAGGUUUUCUGUAAGGAAGAAGGAUUGCAGGGUUAGCUUGGAGGGUACAAGAGAAGGUGUGAAGGGACCAUUGACCAUUGCUGUUGAGAUAUUUGAACUAACACCUUCUUUGGUAAUCGUUGAGGUGAAGAAAAAAGGAGGCGACAGAGCGGAAUACGAGAGAUUCUGUAACGAAGAAUUGAAACCCGGGUUACAGAAUCUGGUGGCCGCGGAAUCAGCUACUUCCUCAGCAUUGUCAUUACAACCGACCGAGCCUACAUUACUGCGUGUGCUUUCUGAACCAGUUCACAACCUGUUUUCGGAGAUUGACUCGCCGCGCUCUCUACCCGACGAGUGAAAUAGAGAAAACAACAAGGUUCUUUCUGUUUGUUUUUUUCCCUUUUAGAUUGUGUAUGAUAAAUUGUGAUUGAUAAUUUUUCCCCACCUGGAUGGCCACCUUUUAGAUUUGCUCCUUGAAUUGAGCAUUAGAUUCAACUGGAUUUUCUGUGUCCAAUUGCUAUAUAUAAAAGAAUGCUAAUUUAAAUUUGGCUAAUAGAGGAUAUUUUUCUCUAUUUUAUUUUUC
Molecule: messenger RNA, 1990 nt
Organism: Lathyrus oleraceus (garden pea)
Lineage: Eukaryota; Viridiplantae; Streptophyta; Magnoliopsida; Fabales; Fabaceae
Product: CBL-interacting serine/threonine-protein kinase 12
Exons: 1
Coding region: 239-1765 (508 amino acids)
Biological process (GO): signal transduction; protein phosphorylation
Molecular function (GO): protein serine/threonine kinase activity; ATP binding
Source: RefSeq, a predicted model, not a curated record